Messenger RNA from Salarias fasciatus (jewelled blenny), 4122 nucleotides. RefSeq names its product arf-GAP with GTPase, ANK repeat and PH domain-containing protein 1-like. Gene Ontology annotation, molecular function: GTPase activity; GTPase activator activity; GTP binding. The transcript has 21 exons. The record is from RefSeq and is a predicted model, not a curated record. Lineage: Eukaryota; Metazoa; Chordata; Actinopteri; Blenniiformes; Blenniidae. Bases 230 to 3877 code for a protein of 1215 amino acids. Gene Ontology annotation, biological process: negative regulation of neuron apoptotic process; activation of GTPase activity. Gene Ontology annotation, cellular component: nucleus.
CUGUUUUUUUUCUCUCUCGGACUCAUCAGCUGGAGCCCUUUUUUGUCAGCCUUGUUUGAUGUUCCGUUUGAUAUGAACGGCGAUCUGACGGCAGGAUAAAUCAAAUCAAACGCACUCGAAGCCCUGAAUGGAUGUUUUUUGGGAAGAAGAUGAAGUUUGCCAUGACUGAGGUGUGCAGGUCUGCUGAGGUCAGAGAUCAGGAGCCGCUGCGCUGAGGUCCGCCGUCCCAAUGAGCACCGCGGCCAACCCGCAGAAACGCACCACCUACCUCAUUUCCCUCACUCUGGUGAAGGUUGAGGCCGUGCCAGCCGAUGUAGCCGAGAACCAGACGGAGGCUCUUCCAGAGGGGGAAGGGUGCCCCGAGAAGCAGGAGGAGAAGGAGGAGCUUCGCGUCACCCCCGAAAAGGAGGAAGGACCUGUGUGUGUGGAGGUGGUGGGGAAGGAGAGCCCGCAAGCGGAGGAGGAAGUGGAACAGGUGCAGACCAAGUAUGGCAGCCCCGGUGAAAGCAGAGGGAAGCCUGAGAGGAGGGAGGCCUUCCAAAAAGACGCUCUACCGGGUGGAAAAAGCAAAGAUGCUUCUUUUGUGCAGGCGCCGAUUAGGCAAAUGGUCAAAGUGUACGGAGGGCCGACCUCCGAGGGGACUGUGCGCCGAGAGGGCCCUCGCUCGGAGGCCUCGCGGCCAAAGACGGAGCUCUACCGCGAGCCGCCGGUGCUCUUCCUGAAGGGCGAAAAUGGGGCCGAUUUGAACAGUCGCUCGCGGUGCAGCCUCCCGUUCUCCGUCCCACCGCAGAUGAGCCAGCGGCCCGAGGUCCUGAUGCGGUCCCACACGGGAGCCAACGCCGCGUGCUGGAGGGAGCUCCGGGAGGCCAGCGCCAGCCUGUACCACUCCGCCAAGACUCUGGACCGAAGGGACAACCGCAUCGGGGACCAGUCCCCGCUGAUGGCAGCUACAACUCUGGGGCCUUACAGAGCGUCCUGGGCCGACAGCGACGGCCGGGGCACGCUGAUCCGGCCCGGGCCUCCCAUGAGCGGAGGGUUUUCGGGCAUCAUGAACCGGGAGAGCCCUCAGGGCGAGAGGUUUAAGGCCGUCUCCGUUUCCUUACCCGCCCCUCCCGUCGCCGACGCGUCCAGGCCUCAGAGGAAAGGCACGAGUCGCACCCUGGACAACAGCGACCUGCACUGCCUCUCCGAGGACCUGAAGAAGGGGAAGGAGGGUCCGGGAGGGACCAUGCAGCGAGCUCCUCCCAGGGACCGCAAGAUGCUCAAGUUCAUCAGUGGAAUUUUUACCAAAAGUACACCUGUGCCCCCCAGCGUCAGCACGCCGCCCCACCUCUACCCGGCUAUGGAGCGGGGCUCCAGUGAGGAGGAAGCUGCGUGCACCAGCAGUCAGGAGUGGACCAUGAGCCAGCCGGUCCAGGAGCUUCACCUGGGCGUUCUGGGAGGUCUGUGCAGUGGAAAGUCCGCUCUGGUUCACAGACACCUGACGGGGAGUUACCUGCCACUGGAGAACGCAGAGGGACGGCAGUACAUCAAGGAGGUCCUGGUUGACGGGCAGAGCCACCUGCUGCUGAUCAGAGAGGAAACCGAACUCCCCGGAGCUCAGUUUGCGGCCUGGGUGGACGCCGUCAUUCUGGUCUUCAGCCUGGAGAAUGAGUCCAGCUUCCAAGAGGUUUACAAAAUCUACCACCAGCUCGCCAUCCACCGGCCCAUCACCGAGAUCCCCUUCGUCGUGGUCGGCACUCAGGAUAAGAUCAGCAGCACCAACCCCAGAGUAAUAGACGACGCCCGGGCCAGACAGCUCUGCUCGGACGUGCGGCGCUGCACUUACUAUGAGACCUGCGCAACGUACGGCCUCAAUGUCAACAGGGUCUUCACUGACGCUGCUCAGAAGAUCAUGGCAGCCAAGAAACAAGCUGCUCUUUUGGCCACCUGUAAAUCCCUCCCCAACUCCCCGAGCCACUCCGGCGGCUCCACGCCGGUGUCCGGCAUCUUUCCAGGACAGGCGAGUAACGGGGGUCAGAGCAGCGAUUACUCCUCAUCACUUCCCUCCACUCCCGUCAUCAGUCAUAAAGAGAUCGGCAGGACGGCGAGAGGGGAGAAGCAGGACAGUGGCACACCCGGGUCGGUCCGCAGUGUCCGGCGACGCACAUCGAGAUUUGCGGGCCGGAGAGGCAGCGACUCAAACCGAAGGAGUGCAGACUACAAGGGUGAUUUGGGCAGCGGACGCUCCAUCCCCAUUAAACAGGGCAUCUUGCUGAAGCGCAGCGGCAACUCGCUCAACAAAGAGUGGAAGAAGAAGUAUGUCACCCUGUCCAACGACGGCAUACUGUCCUACCACUCCAGCGUCAACGACUACAUGCUGAACGCGCCGGGGAAGGAGAUGGACCUGCUGCGAGUGACGGUGAAGGUGCCGGGGAAGCGGCCGCCUCGUGCCGUACCCGCCUGCGGACCUCCAGCGGGGCUCAACGGGCGGGCCAAAGACGCGCCAGGAUCCGAGGCUCCUAUGGGUGCGAGCGGCCUCCUGCAGGUGGAGGAGAUGGAGGGACUGGGCGGCGCGCUGUUCCUGAGGGGCGGCAGGGGGCCGCAGGGGCGUCCGUCAGCUCUCCCUAAUCACGCUCAGAGUGUGGACUCUGCAGUCGAAGGAGUGUCGAGCUCCUCCUCCACGAAAGACGUCGGCUCUUCCUCCCCAGUGACUGAUCGGAAGAAACAUCGCAGGAAGAAGAGCAUGAACCAGAAAGGAGACGCUGCCAUUGGCCAAGCAGACGCCAAGCGCAAAAUGUGGAAACUAAAGAGCUUUGGUAGCUUAAGAAACGUAAGCAAGACAGACGAGGAUAACUUUGACUUCCUGAUCGUGUCGAGCACCGGCCAGACGUGGCACUUUGAAGCCCAGAGCGUGGAGGAGAGGGACUCCUGGGUCCAGGCCAUCGAGAGCCAGAUCCUGGCCAGCCUGCAGCUGUGCGAGAGCAGCAAAAACAAGACGCGCAAGAACAGCCAGAGCGAGGCAGUCGCUCUGCAGGCCAUCCGGAACGCAAAGGGCAACAACUUCUGUGUCGACUGCGACGCGCCGAAUCCGACCUGGGCCAGUCUGAACCUGGGGGCGCUCAUCUGUAUCGAGUGUUCGGGCAUCCACAGGAACCUGGGGACCCACCUGUCGAGGGUGCGCUCCCUGGCCCUGGACGACCUGCCCCGGGAGCUCACCCUGGUCCUCAGCGCCAUCGGAAACCACAUGGUGAACAGUAUCUGGGAGGCGCGCACCAUGGGCCACCGCAAACCAGCGCCGGACGCCUCACGGGAGGAGCGGGAGUCGUGGAUACGGGCCAAGUACGAGCUGAAGCUGUUCGUGGCGCCGCUGCCUCCUCCCACCCCGAGCGAGGGUCCGGACCUCACUCUGUCCGGCCGCCUCCUGCUGGCGGUGAUGGAGCACAACCUCCCCAAGCUGCUGCUCCUUCUGGCCCACUGCACCAAGGAGGACAUCAACGCCCCCCUCAGCCUGGCGCUCUCCUCCAGGUCGCUGCUGGCGCUGCGGCUGCCCGCCUCCGCCCUGCACGCCGCCUGCCAGCAGGCCGACGUGGUGAUGACGCAGCUGCUCGUCUGGUACGGCUGUGACGUUCGGUACCGAGACGCUCACGGCCAGACGGCGCUGGCUCUGGCUCACGCCGCCGGCAGCCAGGAGUGCGUCGACAUCCUGCUUCAGCACGGCUGCCCCAACGAACUGCCCCCGCCCGUCGCCACCACGGUCGGCUUCGCGGCGGCCACGACGUCCGCUUUCCCCGCCGCCAUGGCGCCCAGUCUGACUGUCGCCACCACGCUCAAGAUCACGCACAAGAGCGGCGGCACCAGCUUGACUUACAGCACCUCCAGGAGGGCUGUGUCUUAAAUGAAACAUGGUGUUGUGUGUGUGAGUGUGUGUGAGCUUGUGGCUUUACCCUCAUACUGCCCUGGAUAGAGAAAACGUAGCGUCAGACUCAUAGAGCCAUAUUGGCUUUUGAAGGCGGGUGUGUGAGUUUGUCAAAAAAAAAAAAAUACUGAAAGUGAUUCAACCAAAACAUGAAGAGAAGAUUUUCUGUCUGCGCUUUUCACGCGAUGGUGAACGAUGAGACACGUGACAGCCGAAUGCCUCUG